This is a messenger RNA of Seriola dumerili (greater amberjack), 3380 nucleotides long. RefSeq names its product interleukin-17 receptor A-like (gene il17ra1a). The record is from RefSeq and is a predicted model, not a curated record. Gene Ontology annotation, molecular function: interleukin-17 receptor activity. NCBI's taxonomy places the organism in Eukaryota, Metazoa, Chordata, Actinopteri, Carangiformes, Carangidae. The transcript is spliced from 11 exons. Bases 158 to 2581 code for a protein of 807 amino acids.
UUUUUCAUUAAUAAUCGACGGCGUCAGUCACAGCAGCUCAUGGUGUCUUCGCUGUAGUUCAGACCGCUGUCGUUUGAAAGUCUGUUUGUAAUAGUUUGUAAUGGCAGAAAACAAAGACUUUCUACACGAGGACUGAUAUUGUGACUGAAUCUUGAGGAUGUUUCUUCCAGGGGUUUUGGUUUUACUGUGUGCGUCACUGUCGUCCGCGGUGAAGGUGUUAACAUGGCCGCCCCUCAACUGCUCCAAACAGGAUUUGGAGUGUAAAGUCACCACAAGUAACUGUAUGGACAGGGGAUGGCUGAAUGUUUAUAAAUACACUCCCAGCGGUCCAGAGGAUCUGCAGGUGUCUGUGGAUACCAGGCAGGAUGAAAGAGGACGUCUGCAGCCUGUGCUGAGCGCUAACUGGAAGCUUAAGGAUGAUGGCAGUAUCAGUUCCCUGACCGCCACUGAGCUCCACGUUCUGGUGCUGUCCACCAAUCAGAACCUGUGUGUUCGAUAUUCACUCAAACACAGACUCCCAAUGAGAAGUCCGUCAGGGGAAAAGUGGUCAUUCUCAGCUAAUAUGGUGGUGGUGGACCCAGGUCAGAGGUACCGGGUCUCUGUAUUCAACAUCCCCAAACCUGAGCUGCGCCACAGCAGCUACAAUGUCAACACUGAUGUCAUCGUUCCUGAUUGUCGAGAUUCCAUAAUGCAGAUGACCCAGUUUUGCAUAGAGAGUGGAAGUCUGUGGCAGCCUAACAUCAGUCUGGCUGAGGCCACCUCCGUCGGGGGAAGUUCUGCACUGACUGUCAGCUUCACUCCUGAUGAACUGUGUGAGGAGUACAUGGUUAUCGUCAGGUGCUCCAGUUUUCAACAAGAAGUGGACCGUAUAUACAAGGGCAAUCGCACGACUCUGAAUACAGCGUUCAGCCUUGAUAAAUGGCCAAGCUCCUGCUGCCUGUUUCACGUUGAGAUCAAACCUCUAUUCCUACAAUGUGGCCCGGACUGUGUCCGUCAGAAAGCAACUCUGGAUAUUUGUCAUGUUCCUCCAACAGACUCCCCAGAUGAUCCUUCGUUCAUAUUCGUCAUCCUCGGAGUGGGAGUGAUGUUCAUGUUUGUAGUGAUGGCAGUCAUGCUGUUUGUCUUCUGCAGGAAGCCAGUCAAAGCUGGUGCUGCUGAACCUCUUGUGGGAGGUGAGAAUCUGCAGCAGAUUAAACAACCUCCCAAAGUGCUGCUCAUCUACUCCCAUGACCACUACCUCUACAGGGACAUAGUGCUAAAGCUCUGUGCCUUCCUCAAGAUCAAGUGUGGCACCAGGGUGGUGGUAGAUUUGCUGGACUCCACCUCAGUUGGCAUGGUGGGUCGAGUCCGCUGGCUUGAGUGGCAACGGCAACAGAUGAAAAAUCCAUCAGAUAAAAUUCUGGUGCUGUGCUCGAAAGGCGUCCAGGCAAAGUGGAGAGCCUUGUGCGGUCAAGGCCAGGUGACGCUGAGGGAGGACGUUCUCUCCCCGACAGACGACAUGCUCACCCCCUUUCUCCACCUUUUCCUACCAGACCUGCACCAGGCAGGCAUGCUGGGCAAAUACAUGGUGGCUUACUUUGAUGACAUCAGCAGCGAGCAAGACAUACCAUCGGUUUUUGACAUCGCAGUCAAAUACAAGCUGAUGAAGCAUUUUGAAGAGCUGUACUUCCGCAUUGUAGACAUUGAAAAGUAUCAGCCAGGUCAGGUCAACCACAUCGGGGGCAUCGGUGGGGAUGAGUAUUUCAACUGUCCCUCAGGCAGAGACCUGAAGAAUGCCAUCGAAACUUUCCAGGCCUACCAGUUGGAAAAUCCCGAUUGGUUUGAGAAGGAGUGUGUGCGCAGUGAGGAGGAGGUCGUGACUGAGGCCAACCUGCUCAUUGAGCCCAUGCAGAUCCCUCCAGUCCUACAAUGUGUUCCUCUAAUCAGAGAGGGCGCUCCUGUCUACAUCCAUGAGGUGGAAAUCGCUGAGAAUGGUAACAGUGUUCAUGUCCUUACACCUGAGCUGAACCCGCAGCACCAGGUGUCGUCAGUGGUAGAACUUCAACCAGUAGUAAACCCUGAGUGCAGACAUCAGUAUCCAUCAAACCUGUAUCCUCACAGUCCAAGCCCAGAAUCUCUCUACAUAGUUGAGCCUGUUUUGAACAGGCUGCCCUCACCAAGACAGAACUUUGUCCCCCUUGAGGAGGAGCCACUGUAUCAAAUUCCCACUGAGGAUGAUGAAGAGGACUCACUACAACCUAGAAGCGAACCCUCGGUUGAUCGGGACCCGAGGAACUCAGCUCUACAGAACUCCUUUGACUCGAACCAUCCAGAAUCCUCAUGUGCAAACACGCAGAGUGACUAUUUCCCUCCAUCUAAAAUCUUCCACUCCGAGCCUGUGGAGAUGGAUGAUGAUGAGGUUCUGGAGCCCAGAGGAAACAGUGGUCCAAACAGUGGAUCUGAUCAAGGCUACAUCUCCAAAAUGUCCUCCCAGCAUGAAGCACCUUUCAAAGCGGAUCCACUGGUGGCUCUGGCAAGGCUGCAGGAGGAGCUGUUUGAGCAGAAUCUCAGAUACUCUGACGAAGGUCCUGAAGGGAACUGAUGCUCACAGUACCGAAAGUACCCAACUUUCAAUUACUUUAUUCAGUGACAUUAUUGAUACCCACAAAACAGUAGCCCCGUUUACACAGCCUGUUCAAGAUGGUAUUGUUGCACCUUUGUCCCUCCUUGCCAUUCUGUAUAAAAGGAUCGUUGCUCUGCCUUUAAGCCUUCACGUGCUAUCUAAAAGCACCAUGGGGGCAGCAUUAUGCCGGGGCUUCUUAACAGCAAUAGAGCAGAAUCUGUAUUUAAAAGGGGCUAGUAACUGCCUAGGGGCCCCAGAUUCUCAGGGGGCCUUAAAGUUUCAGGUCCACAAUUUGGCAAUAACUUAAACUAAUUCUAAACUGAGAGAAUGGGAGCCUGAAGGCAACACCUCGUAGAGAUGUAGCUCCAAGAAAAUGUAGUUCAAAUCUAGUUUUCAAUCCUCUUUUUACUACAUACAUUUGUUCUUAAUCAGGUUACCCCUAACUAAUACAUACACAUAGUUGACUAGUCAAUCUGCAUGAAUAAUGUUGGAUCUAGAACGACAGCCUUCGUCUUUGGAUCUGAGGGACUGAAAACAAAAAGUGAGGUUUUAAAUUUGUUUUUUUUGUGCAUUGAUACAAACAAUGAAAGUAUUCCUGGUUAGAGGAGGAUAUAUCACAUGUAAUUUUUUUAUCAGUGUGUUUGUGUUGUGAAAUUUUCUUUGAAGGUCUUUGUUAAAUACUAAUUCUAACAGCACUUAUCUUUGUUUCAGAGUCAAUCAUUUUCCUCUUUUGUAAAAGAAUGUGUAACAAAUAAACACGUACAGUACUUUCCUCAGA